AGCGCGGACUGGAGCAGGUGGAAGCUGCAGAGGGAAAAUCACUUCUGUAACAUGAAGAUGCUCCAUCUUACAACAAAGGAAAUGGAGGAUCCCCUCACAGACUCCAGCCCACUCAUCAGCGCAGCCUCCUCUGGGAAGCUUCGUCUGGUCCGCCUGCUGGUGGAAGGUGGAGCUCAGGUGAAUGGGAGGAACCACAGAGGAGAGACGGCUCUCCUCGCUGCCUGCAAGGCCCUGAGAGGAGAACCAGCAGGAAAGGAGAGUGUGAAACUCCUGCAAUUCCUGCUGCAGAAUAAGGCAGAUCCCAACAUGCAGGACCAGGAUGGUCGCUCUGCCCUAAUGUACGCCUGUAUGCAGAGAGCAGGAGCUCUGGUGGCGUCCACCCUCGUAGCUGCAGGAGCUGACCCAUGCAUGGAGGACGGCACUGGAGCAUCAGCCUUGGUUUACGCCAUCAAUGCACAGCACCAACCCACACUGCAGGUGCUAAUAGAUUCAUGCCGGGCUAAAGGUCGUGACAUCAUCAUCAUUGCUACAGAGAUGGGCCUGAGCAGAGGCCCGGUGACCAGGCGUUACCUGAACGUCCCCCCGUCUCCGGACUCCUCGCCUGUGUCCUGCAUGUCCCCGUCUGAAAUCAUUGUAAAGACCGGCUCACCAAAGUCAUCCGAGGGAGGAAACAUCUUUAAUUUCAGAGGAAUGAGUAAACAGGGAAACAGCAGCAGCAGACGUUCAUCAUGUGAGCUGAGUCGGCUGAACCUGAGAAGCAGUCCAGCUUCCAGGCAGAGGGUAUCGUCCGAACCUUGGCUGGCCAUCAACAACCUGGACUCUCUGAAAAGGGCAUAUGAAGAGGGAAUGAGGGAGAGGAGCCUGGAUAUCUGCCAGAGCAGCCUUGCUUCCUCUGCUACCCCUCACCUCAUCUCUGGUUGCUCCUCCUGGCUGCAGCCGUAG
Molecule: messenger RNA, 942 nt
Organism: Cyprinodon variegatus (sheepshead minnow)
Lineage: Eukaryota; Metazoa; Chordata; Actinopteri; Cyprinodontiformes; Cyprinodontidae
Product: ankyrin repeat domain-containing protein 34B-like
Exons: 6
Coding region: 52-942 (296 amino acids)
Molecular function (GO): protein binding
Source: RefSeq, a predicted model, not a curated record